Drosophila willistoni is the source of this 1007-nucleotide messenger RNA. RefSeq names its product sperm mitochondrial-associated cysteine-rich protein. Gene Ontology annotation, biological process: sperm DNA condensation; spermatogenesis. The record is from RefSeq and is a predicted model, not a curated record. NCBI's taxonomy places the organism in Eukaryota, Metazoa, Arthropoda, Insecta, Diptera, Drosophilidae. Bases 513 to 935 code for a protein of 140 amino acids. The transcript has 2 exons.
GAAAAUCAUUCCAAAACAAGCAUCACAGUCAAUCAGUUCUCUUAUUUUAGAUUAUAUAUUUAUUUUUCUAACUUGUAACUUUGGGCCCGAAUAAAUAUUCUAGACCACCAUUUGCUCCGGCUUCGCCUCCUGCUCCUAAUCCUGAUCCACCAGAUCCUUCAUCAUCCGAAGAAGAGUACGAGGACAUUGUAGAACAAGUAUAAAAUUUUCACUGGUUUUGGCAAUUUAGAAUUUAGUAACUUUUAGUCCUUACAAGUUUUAUAAAAUUAAAAGUGGUUUUCCCGCGAAAAAGCAAAACGUCAAGCAGCAGUACAAGUGAAAUAUAAAAGUUUUAUCAAAGUUCGAAAAACACACAUGCCGAAUGCUAUGAAACCAUACGAAUUUUGCGCUUGCACGAGCCUGCUCGUGUGGGCAGUGGAGCAUUCCUCAACUUUCUUCGGGAAUUCCGUUCAAAGAAUACCCAGCUUGAUCUGAAGACAUCCAUUCGUCGGGGUACAAACAUCUGGCAAACGAUGAAUAAUACCGAAAGAAGCAAGUAUGACUAUACAAUGCCAAGCAAAAGCCGAGAAGCCACUGCUCCCCAGGAUAAUGCCGACAUGUGCUGUAACAAGAAAAUGAAGAGAAAGUCCCCUUGUCCCAUGAAGAGGCCAUCUUGUCCCAAGAAACGUAAGCCACGUGGCUGCCCACGUAAGCCUGCUUGCCCCAUGAGAAAGAAGCGUGCAUGCGCCAAGAAACGUAAACCAGCUUGCCCCAAGAAGCGUAAACCAGCUUGUCGCAGGAAGCGCAAGGCCUGUCGCCCCAAGCGUAGAAACCCAUGCGCCAAAAAGCGUGUCAAGUGCAGCAAACCUGGUCCCGUUAUGAAUAAUGGGUAUCUGAAUUUCGUUCGAUCGUUCCGCAAGAAGCAUUGUGGUCUAAAGCCACAGGAAUUGAUGUAAUAAUUUAUACUUGUAACGAAUGUAAUAGUGUGUAAAUUUUAAGUAAUUACAAGUACAAAUGUAAAAAUAAAA